Postia placenta MAD-698-R-SB12 is the source of this 1090-nucleotide messenger RNA. RefSeq lists its product as hypothetical. Bases 81 to 911 code for a protein of 276 amino acids. The transcript has 6 exons. The record is from RefSeq and is a predicted model, not a curated record. Lineage: Eukaryota; Fungi; Basidiomycota; Agaricomycetes; Polyporales; Adustoporiaceae.
ACCACCCACACUCUCCGCUGCCGAGCCCCGCGCAUAUAUAAAGACCGCGACUCAAUCCCAACAGGCUAUCUCCAGCCACGAUGUCCAAGCCCGCUGUCCUCUAUGUCUUCGGUCUGUCUGUCUGGUCCGCGGUUCCAGAACUAGCCGUUGAGGAGGUUGGAUACCCUAGCGGCGCCAUCGAGAAGAAGGUUGUCAAUCUCGUCGAGGGUGCCAACUUCACGCCCGAAUUCCUGCACCUCAACCCGAAGGCGACCCUCCCUACUCUGCAGGUUGAUGGCAAGGUCUUGACAGAUACCGCGACGGUGACGGCCUGGAUUGUGAAGCAUGGCCAGAAGAAGGUGAUCCCCGGCACCCAAUUCAUUGCCAAGCUGCACGAGGACAAAUAUGACCCGAACUUCCCCCUACUUCUGGUGCGCAAUGAGGAUGAGCUGAAGGCUGCCUCAUCUGGCUUCCCCUUGACUUUUGUUCAGAAUCGUCAGGACGCUCUGGAGAAGUACUCUAAGACACCGGAGGCAGCUGCCUUCAAGCAGUUCUACGAAGAGAAGAUCGCGUCAAACGGCAGUGUCCUCGCCAUCUACAAGGGCGAGGCGCCCGAAGACGCCAAGGCCGCGUUCUUCAAACAGUCCACGGAGCACUGGGAAACCAUCUCCGCGUUCAUUGUCAACGACCUCCCGUCUCUGCUGCCCGAAAGCACGUUCCUUGGAGGUGCUAUCCCCGGAGAGGACGAUUUCCAUCUCGGCGGUUGGCUCGCACGUCUUGUGCACAUCGCGGGCGGGAAGAUUGGCAAAGACGGCAUCAAUGCACUUGAGAAGGAGACAAAGCAGCCGAUCCCUGAGAAGGUUGUCGCGUAUUGGGCUUCAUGGAACGAGAGGCCCAGCUGGCAGAAGGUGUACGCCGAGGGUCUGCACUGAUUUCUCUGAGUCGGUAUUAGUCUGGGUAUUGUACUAGCCUCGUCGUGGAAUGCUCUUCUUGUACACUACAUGUUCCAUAGCCUUCCGUGUCCUAUUAGUUUCUCCCUUGCGAUGUAGUAUAUUCCUUUCCACAGCUGAGCGUCUUGAUGUCCGCAUUCACUAACAAGGUUCAGACCGCG